AUGGCUUUGAAAUCUGUAUCCCUUUUCCUUUCUCUCUUGCUUACCUUCCUUUUAUCAUAUGUCUCCGUGUCCGGCCGGGUGGCGCAGGUAGAUGUCUAUCAUAUUAAGGACCCAAAAUCCUUGGCUGGUGCUUGGCAGCCGAUUAAGGACCCAAAAUCCUCACUAGUGCAAGAGAUAGGAGCAUUCGCGGUGACCGAACACAACAAACAGACCAAAACAUACUUGAAGUUCGAGAGCGUGGAUUCGGGUGAGACCCAAGCAGUUGAGGGUCUGAAUUACCGGCUGAUUCUCUCGGCCAAUGACGGUGAAGCUUCUAAUAAAUAUGAGGCAGUUGUUUGGGAUAAGCCUUUGGCGCAUUUUAGGAACCUAACGUCCUUCAAACUUAUUUGA
This is a messenger RNA of Cornus florida, 390 nucleotides long. RefSeq names its product cysteine proteinase inhibitor 1-like. The record is from RefSeq and is a predicted model, not a curated record. Gene Ontology annotation, molecular function: cysteine-type endopeptidase inhibitor activity. The transcript has a single exon. Lineage: Eukaryota; Viridiplantae; Streptophyta; Magnoliopsida; Cornales; Cornaceae. The coding region runs from base 1 to 390 and encodes 129 amino acids.